This is a messenger RNA of Mollisia scopiformis, 866 nucleotides long. RefSeq lists its product as uncharacterized. The transcript has 2 exons. Bases 166 to 798 code for a protein of 210 amino acids. NCBI's taxonomy places the organism in Eukaryota, Fungi, Ascomycota, Leotiomycetes, Helotiales, Mollisiaceae. The record is from RefSeq and is a predicted model, not a curated record.
CGCUUUAUCCUGUCCUUGAGGUUCUCGGCCUCGCGACGGGCCUGCUGGAUGCGCGCCUGCAUCUGAUCGGGCGAGACUUCGUUCGACAUGGUGGUUGUGUGUGUAUUCAGGAGCAAUUGAAAUUGUAAGCUGAAGCUGUGUCGUUGACGACGUCCGAGAGUCGAAAUGAGGCUACGUAGGGGGGUGCGCCAAACGGAAGAUAGCUCCCCGAGGCUGGUGACUGUGUCGUUGCAAACCGCAGUCGAGGAUCGCCGGCGACGGGAGAAGCGCUCUCAAUGGCACAGACGAUGCAGCAGCGUGGUGGUUGAUGAAGGUCAAUUGAAGGAGAGUUGUUGCGACGGACGUUGGAGUUGUGCUGGGUGGAUGGAAUUGGAUUGGAUUGGGGAGGAUCGAGGUGUGGAGGCCGAACUAGCAGCUUCGGUUAAGUGGUCUCUGGCUGCACUGGGCUGGGCUGGGCUGGUCUGGUCGACCGCUGGGUGGGUUUAUUUCUGCGUGCGCUGCGGUACGAUGCAGUGCAGACAGUAUAAUCUUCUCGUUGGGGGGGAGAAGAAUGUUGGUUGCUAUGAGUACGAUGACGAGAAGUGGGAGAUGUGCUUUGUGAUCUUGAGCGGACUAGAGUUCCUUCACACACACAUUCUACGGUACGGUAGUUGCCGACAAAGAGCGAUCAACGAUGAGGCUGUCUCCGUCUACGGUAGCCCGAACUCACUUCCUUGGCUGCCUCCCCUUCUCCUCGACUGCGACCGACUAAAACCAAGAGCUGGGGAACGGCAGAACGGUCUGAAGAUGGUGCAAUAAACGCUGCAGCGGUACGGUAAGGUUAAUGGGGAUGCCAAUAAUGACCACGGCUCGGUAUUGCCUUCACU